AGGGCCGCCUCGGCUUCUUAGGAGCUGCCGGCCCCGAGCCCCAAUACGGGGCUCGAGGCCCGCUCGCGCCAUAUGGUGGCCGAGGCGGAGGCAGACGCCGAGGCCAGGCCGAAGCCGUCGUCGAGGGCUAACUACCCAGGGAGCAGGGCGGCGGGGCGGACGCGGCGCGACCUGCCGCGGCGGCAGCGGGCCCACGAGGACGGAUGGGACGCCGGCGACGUGACGGCGGCGCCCCUGCCCCUGGGGAGGGCGGCCGCCAGCCCCGUGCUCGGGAUCACAGCGCCCCCGCGGGUGUUGGUGGCCGCCCCCUCGAGCAGCGCCCAAGGCCGACAGCGACGUGCACGGGGUGCUGGUGCUGGGAGGGAAGGACCCCGGGAAGAACCCAGCCUGGUCUGUCGCUCGCGGCCGCGGUGAACGGAGCGUACCCGACCGGCCGCGCAGUCAAGGACAAGCGGGAGGCGAUGCCGCUCAGCGGGCAGACCUAUGAGAUUCCAGCGCGCGAGGUGAGGGCGGUGGACGGCACGGCGAGGGACAUGCGGGUGCUCCUCACGGACACGCCGCCGUGCGGCACCGGCAGCGAGGAGCAGCCGCUGUGCACGAGGGCCAGCCCGAACUCCACGCAGCGCCAGCAGGUGGUGCCGUCCUGGAUGAAGGUCGCGCUGCGCAACGGCAACCAGCCGCACUACGCCGUGCUCUUCUGCAUCGACUCCACGGCCACGCCGCUCUGGGAGGACGCGGGCCGCUGCUGCGACCUCUCGAGGCUCCUCUCCGCGCUGAGGCGGAGCAACUACACCGUCGUCCUGGCCGUCACGAAGCUGCUCCAGGCACGGGAGGAUGCCCUCCGAGACAAGAACAUGGGCGUGGCGGGCGGCAUGGACCCGCGGAACAGCUACGAGUCCUUCGCCGGGAGGUACGUGGAGAAGGUGAGCGCUGCGAUUCAGGCUGCCAGUGGCGAGCAGCACCUGCCUCUGGAGCCGGGCCGUCAGGCCUUCCCGCUCCCCAACGUGACAAUCUUCGACGUCCCCACCUGGAGAGCGGCGCCGUCGUUUACAAGUCGUGGUUGGGCAAAGUUGCGACUGCGGAGCUGCCGAACUUGCGGUACGCGACUUCGCAGCUGAAGCGCGUGUUGGACGCAGUGAGCCUGAGGUCUUGUGCUUUGACGUGAGGGCCACCCGCACUUGCUCCUGCGCCUGCUUGCGCGCGUUCCCAGCAUCACAGGUCCAGCACGGGACGGGAUGGUGCAUUCUGCGCAGCCUCGGCAUCUUCGCCGGUGCGGCAAGCAUCGAAUAUGUUGCUUCUCCCUGGCGCUGGUGGCCAACAAAACCUUUGCGCUUCGCGUGCGCCCACUGUGCCCAUCCAUGAUCCAGUGUGCCCCUUCUGGGGGGAACUUCUUAGGAUUGCCUAUCUUCGGCGACCAACUCGGGGAAAGACGA
Molecule: messenger RNA, 1433 nt
Organism: Prorocentrum cordatum
Lineage: Eukaryota; Dinophyceae; Prorocentrales; Prorocentraceae
Source: the annotation of a GenBank genome assembly